Aspergillus tanneri is the source of this 924-nucleotide messenger RNA. Its product is annotated as polysaccharide deacetylase family protein. The transcript has 4 exons. NCBI's taxonomy places the organism in Eukaryota, Fungi, Ascomycota, Eurotiomycetes, Eurotiales, Aspergillaceae. Bases 1 to 924 code for a protein of 307 amino acids. The record is from RefSeq and is a predicted model, not a curated record. Gene Ontology annotation, molecular function: hydrolase activity, acting on carbon-nitrogen (but not peptide) bonds. Gene Ontology annotation, biological process: carbohydrate metabolic process.
AUGGGCAAGAAACGAGUCUUGGUUAGCUACGGAGUGGAUAUUGACGCUGUGGCAGGCUGGUUGGGAUCCUAUGGCGGUGAAGAUAGCGCCAACGACAUAAGUCGAGGUCUUUUCGCCGGCCAUGUUGGCACCAUGCGUCUUCUGAAAAUGUUCGAGAAACACAACAUCAAAGCAACGUGGUUCAUUCCUGGACAUUCGCUAGAGACCUUCCCGGACGAAUGCGCUCGGAUCCGAGACGCAGGCCACGAGAUUGGACUCCAUGGUUACAGCCACGAGAACCCCGCAGAUAUGACGGUUGAGCAGCAACGGGAUAUCCUCGACAAGACCUACCGCAUGCUCUUCGACUUUUGCGGCAAGCCCCCCCGAGGGAUGGUGGCGCCCUGGUGGGAGACCAGUAAGGAGAUGGUGGACCUGUUGCUCGCAUAUGGCGUGGAGUACGACCAUUCCAUGUCCCAUCACGAUUGUCAGUUGUAUUGGCUGCGCACGGGGGACUCGUGGACCAAGAUCGACUAUAGCCAAAAGGCCGAGACUUGGAUGAAACCCCUGAAUCGCGGCCAGGAGACCGGCUUAGUGGAAAUUCCUGGCAAUUGGUACAUCGAUGAUCUACCUCCAAUGAUGUUUAUCAAAUCGUCCCCCAACAGCCACGGAUGGGUUAAUCCGAGAGAUAUCGAGGACAUUUGGAAGGACCACUUCGACUACUUCUAUCGUGAAUAUGAUGAAUUCGUCUUCCCGAUGACUAUACACCCGGAUGUUUCAGGUCGUCCACACGUUCUCCUCAUGCAUGAGAGAAUCAUAGAGUAUAUCAACAAACAUGAAGGGGUGGAAUGGGUAACCAUGGAACAGAUGUGCGAUGAUUUUAAGAGCAAGAAUAAGCCGCUAGAAGGCGCAAGAAUGCCGGCUGCCCCUAUAUUAGAAAAGCAGUAA